GCGACAAGACAAAAACACAUCGCUGCCAUUAUAAUCAACGAAUCUGUCUCCUCCAGCGCUGUGCGCGCUUGCAUAGUAGAUGUGUUGUGAGGAAACACGCUGCUCCGCGCGCUCGCUGACGUCACCCCGGCGAGCGCUCGCAUAGAUGAGAGCGCGAGAGUACAGUGACAGGCAGCGCCUCGUCCACUGUACGCAGCACUGAGUGCGGCUCAGCACUAUCUCAGGCUACACGCGAGACACGGCAGCAGAUCACGGAAUGUGACUAGACAACAUUCCGCUUUAUUUGAGGCCGGUCGUCAGCCCUGCACUCACGGGGUGCAGUACUUUAAGACCAGCGCUCCCAUUAUUACCAAGUGAUCACUGCCCUCCUGUGAUCCGGGAAUCACAUUAGGAGCUUUACUAAUUUUGUUAAUUAUUCUAGAGUUUCUGUCCCACUCUAACGGUUCGACUCUGACUUCAAGCUGAGGCUUAAUAACUGGAUUGUAUCGGUGGAUCAAUAGGCGGCUAUCUUGAUAUUACAUUUUCCUCUUGGAUUAUUGUUUCAGCAUCAUGAGCACGAGUGUACCCUAUCAGCAAAGCUCAUGCAGCAGUGAACGGAGCUCUGGACCAAUCCACUGCUUUCGCUGCCGGGAGGUGUGUAAAGGAGAGGUGGUACGAGUUCAGCAUGUCCACUUUCACAUCAAAUGCUUCACCUGCCAAGUGUGUGGCUGUGAUUUGGCACAGUCCGGAUUCUUCCAGAAGAGUGGCGAGUACAUCUGCACAGCAGACUACCAGUGCCUGUAUGGCACAAAGUGUGACAGCUGUGGGGACUUUAUCUCAGGGGAGGUGGUCUCUGCCCUGGGCCGCACAUAUCACCCAAAGUGUUUUGUGUGCAGCGUGUGCAGGAAACCUUUUCCAAUUGGGGACAGAGUAACGUUCAGUGGUAAAGAAUGUGUCUGUCAGCAGUGUUCCCUCAAGCUGGUUAAUUCCAAUGAGCCAAUCAAAAUCCACGGGCCCAGUCACUGUGCAGGUUGUAAGGAGGAGAUCAAACAGGGUCAAUCUCUGCUGGCGCUAGAGAAACAGUGGCACGUCAGCUGCUUCAGGUGUCAGACCUGUGGCCUGGUCUUGACGGGAGAGUACAUCAGCAAAGACGGCAUUCCUUACUGUGAGUCAGACUACCAUGCCCAGUUUGGGAUAAAGUGUGAAACGUGCGACAGAUACAUCAGUGGACGUGUGCUGGAGGCUGGAGGGAAGCACUACCACCCCACUUGUGCUCGCUGUGCCCGGUGUCAGAUGAUGUUUACAGAAGGAGAAGAGAUGUAUCUCACAGGUUCAGAGGUGUGGCAUCCUGUGUGCAAACAAGCAUCUCGAGCAGAGAGGAAACUGAGACUCAGGCGCACAUCCGAAACCUCCAUCUCUCCGCCAGGCUCCAGCAUUAGUUCACCCAGCAGAGUCAUCUGUGCAAAAAUGGAGAACGAGAUCCUUGAUUACAAAGACUUGGCAGCGCUGCCUAAGGUUAAAGCCAUUUAUGAAGUGCAGAGGCCAGACUUCUGGUCCUAUGAGCCCAGUCACAGAUACUGCUCCGAUGACAGGCUAGAGCGUCUCAGCUAUGGGGAGUCCUUGGGCACGCUCUCCCCUUAUUCUCAGGACAUGUAUGACAGUAUGGACAUAAGGAUGAGAAGAUCCUCCAGUCCGGGGUACAUAGACUCCCCCACCUACAGCAGACAGGGCAUGUCUCCCAUCAUGCCCCGCUCUCCACAGCACUACUACAGAUAUGGCACUGAGAGUGGCAGAAGUUCACCCUAUUACAAUCAGCUAGACGCCCGGUCCAGCACGCCCACCACAAACCAAGCUCCCAAGCAUUUCCAUGUGCCAGCCACAGGGGAGCCCAAUAUCUACAGGAAGCCUCCCAUCUAUAAGAGACAUGACAAUCACUGCAAUCCAGCAACUAAAAGCAAGACCAGUGAGGACAUUGUCCAAUCUUCCAAGUUCCUAUCAGCCUACUCACCUGAACACUACCAGCACUCAGAGUCUGAUUACUACCACUACACCAGCUCUCCUAAAUCUUUACGUGCUCCUAGGAGAAGGUACUCAUCAGGUGGAGAAGAGGAUGGCUGGGGUCACGGCCUUCAAAGAAUUCAGGGUGGUAUCGGUAGGUUGAUCCUGAAGGAGGAGAUGAAAGCCCGCUCCGGUUCCUAUGACAACGACCCCUGGGGCAGCGCGCGGAACUCUCGCAGUGGGAGCAGGGAGAUGUUGCACAGCAUGGGCCACAACAACACAGUUAACGGCUCUCCUCGGACAAACUUUGCAGCGGAAAAUGACUACAUAUCCAAGUCAGCCUCCUUGCCCGGAUAUGGCCGGAAUGGAUUGCAACGGCCUCAAAGUGCAGACUACUAUCAGUAUGACAGUGGCAGUGAAGCCAACUGGGGAAUCAGAGAGUACAAGAUCUACCCAUAUGAAGCACUUAUUGUGACCACUAGGGGGCGUAACAGGUUGCCAAAGGAUGUAGAUCGGUCUAGAUUAGAGCGGCAUCUUUCCCCUGAGGAGUUCUAUGAGGUUUUUGGGAUGACGAUGGUGGAGUUUGACCGUCUGGCACUGUGGAAGAGGAACGAGAUGAAGAAACAAGCCCGGCUGUUCUAGUGUUCUUAUCACACACACACACACACACACACACACACACACAUGGAGAGAGAGAGAGAGAGACCUGAAUACCUGUUCCAGUCUAACUAAACAAACACAUCCUGUGUCUCAGACACAUAGUCAUGCCUAGACUGUACCUAGAAAUUGUGCAACUGUUCAUUGUGACAGAGGCAUAUAAAUGAUCAGACAGACUAUCUGACAAAGGAAGACAUAAAUAAAUAAAAUAAUAUACAGAAUGGUGGGAACAUUUUAGUUUUUACUUGAGUGUAAAGUGAACACAUUUUAUUUUGUUUCUGAAUGACAAAACUAAGGUAUCAGGAAUUGUAAGGAUUUUGAAUUUUGCCUUAUGUUCUUUAUUAAUUUAUGCACCAGCAAAGUGAGUGAACAGAAUGUAAAUACAAUUAAUACAACUUUAAUGGGAGUGGGUGAAUCAUCUUAUGUGAUCCAUCAAGUACAUUAUUAAGUCAUAUUUAAUUUUAAAGGUUAUAAAAUAAUAUUUUUCAAUCCUUUUUUUUCGCUGUUAUUCAAGGACUACAUAAACGUAGAUGGGCUGAAAUAAGCGAUGAUUUUCUUGACAAUGAAUACCAAAGUCUGACUGUUAUUUGUGAAGUUGAGCACUACGGUGCUGUACGAUGUUCAGGUCAUUUCCAAGGAGUAACGAAUGCUGAAUGUACACAUUUCUCACAAGAAGACUUUAGGAUUGUUAGACUAAUACUGAUGAAACAUACAUUGUAUAUUGUGAUGGUAGAAAUACAUAUGGCUUGUGUCUGUUACAGAUGAUGAAGACAAAACAGAUAAGAAUUAAGGUGCAAUGUUAUUUUUUCUUUAUUUUUUUAAAUGUUAUGCUCUUUAAAAAAAAAAAAGA
Molecule: messenger RNA, 3484 nt
Organism: Carassius auratus (goldfish)
Lineage: Eukaryota; Metazoa; Chordata; Actinopteri; Cypriniformes; Cyprinidae
Gene: ablim3
Product: actin binding LIM protein family, member 3
Exons: 23
Coding region: 550-2619 (689 amino acids)
Biological process (GO): cilium assembly; cytoskeleton organization; lamellipodium assembly
Cellular component (GO): stress fiber; actin cytoskeleton
Molecular function (GO): actin filament binding
Source: RefSeq, a predicted model, not a curated record